UCCACUUUUUUCCCUCUUUAUAUUCCUUUCCUUCCUUCUCUUUUUUCUAAAACUUACAACUCUUCACUUGCUCCCUCCUGCUUCCUUCUUGGCAAUUGAUUUGAAUACACAAUUUCCUUUAUCUUCUACUUUCUUGUUUUUUUCCUACCCUUUUGUCACCAUUUAUAUAGUUCUUACUCAUCUCAAAUAAUACCUAUUUAAUUUGUCAUCAUCUUUUUUGUAAGUUGAAGAUUCCAAAAUGGAAAAAGUUAAAGCUUUGGAGAAAAAGAAACUGAUCACUGAGCUAACACAAGGGAGGGAGUUUGUUAAUCAGCUGAAAAAACAGAUUGGUCCUUUGGCUUCUCCUGAAGAAUGUGAUUUACUACUUGGGAAAAUACUAUCUUCACUUGAAAAAUCUUUGUCAAUUCUGAAUUUGAAGGCACUACUUUUUGAAGGUGGAAAUGCUAAUUCGACAUCUUCAUGUUCAUCAAUUUCAUUUCUUGGUAAUAAUAAUAGUCCAAAGAGUGAGGUUUUGGAUUCUUCAAAGGAUCAAUUGGUUGGCCAAAAUGUGUUCAGCAAGAAGAGAAAGACACCAGAACAAUGGAGUAAACAAGUUAGCAUUUCUGGAACAGGACUUGAAAGUCAACAUGAUGAUGGAUAUAGUUGGAGAAAAUAUGGCCAGAAAGAUAUUUUAGGGUCUAUUCAUCCAAGGGCUUAUUAUAGGUGCACUCACAGGAAUACACAGGGCUGCUUGGCAACAAAACAAGUCCAAAGAUCAGUUGGAAACUCAUCAACUUUUGAGGUCACAUAUAAAGGAAGGCACAGUUGCAAAAUUGCACAAUCAGAAAUAUUUUCACUUGUAACCCAAAAACGUCAGAAACACAACAAAAAACAAGAAUUGGGUUAUCAAAGACAAGAACAAGAGAUGGUAAUAUUCAACUCUGGACCAAACCAUAAAGUUGAAAACUUUAGCCUCACAAAAGAAGAAGUUUUCACUCCCUUUUCAUUCCCUCCUACCCCACUGAAUCUCGAAAAUAUUGAAGAAACCCAAUUCUUUUCCAAUUCCAUGGUACCAUUUUCACCUCCAAUUACCUCAGAAUUGUCCUCCUAUUUGUCACUGUUGACAAAUCAAAUUGAGGAAUUUGCAAUGGACAACAUUCUACAGAGCUCAGAGUCAGAUGUUACUGAAUUAAUCUCGACCCCAACUUCAAUAUCUAAUUCCCCAUUUGAUGGAGAUUGGGAUUUGUCUGUGGGAUUUGAACCUAGUGUUACAUUUGACAUUGAAGAAUUUUUCAAAUAAUUAGACAUUAGAUAAGUACCCCUUGCAAGUUUGUAAUAACAGCAAGCAGGUGUUGUGCAAUUAUUAUACUUAUUAUUUUUUAGCCUAAUUGAUCCUAGCUAAAUUCAAUUGACUGAUGUUUAGAGAAAUGGUUAGUAUUUCCUCUCGAAAUGUUGUAGAUGAAUUCAUGUUUGUGAUUAUGUGGGCAGUUGAAAUUUUAGUUAUGCAUUAGCACCAUUUUGUUUUCUGUUAUUAACUUUGAUAUUAAAUAAAAUUCCUUUCUUAAA
Molecule: messenger RNA, 1545 nt
Organism: Nicotiana tabacum (common tobacco)
Lineage: Eukaryota; Viridiplantae; Streptophyta; Magnoliopsida; Solanales; Solanaceae
Product: putative WRKY transcription factor 41
Biological process (GO): regulation of DNA-templated transcription
Cellular component (GO): nucleus
Molecular function (GO): transcription cis-regulatory region binding; DNA-binding transcription factor activity
Source: RefSeq, a predicted model, not a curated record